Molecule: messenger RNA, 2606 nt
Organism: Theobroma cacao (cacao)
Lineage: Eukaryota; Viridiplantae; Streptophyta; Magnoliopsida; Malvales; Malvaceae
Biological process (GO): proteolysis
Cellular component (GO): cytosol
Molecular function (GO): oligopeptidase activity; serine-type endopeptidase activity
Source: RefSeq, a predicted model, not a curated record
UUUUACACGCAAGCCACGCUGUCCUUAUUAAUCUUCCACGCAUGACGGGCCGACUGGGAAACGUCGGUCCCAAUCUAUUAGCAAAAGUCUCAGCUGGGCCGAAGAGCUGCCUCUACCACAACCCUUUUUCUAAGCUGCGGCAGCCGUCAGUUCGUUCGACUGCUAGAUUCAUGGGUUCGCUUUCUGCCUUGAAAGAGCCGUUAGACUACCCAAUUGCUCGCAGAGACGACUCUGUCGUCGACGAUUACCAUGGCGUUAAGGUUGCGGACCCUUAUCGAUGGCUUGAAGAUCCUGAUGCUGAGGAAGUGAAGGAGUUUGUUCAGAAACAGGUGAAAUUAACUGAAUCGGUGCUUGAAAAAUGCGAAGCAAGGGAUAAGCUUCGCGACGAAAUUACCAAGCUUUUUGAUCACCCGCGUUACGAUGUCCCAUUCAAGCAAAACAACAAGUAUUUCUACUUCCACAACACUGGACUCCAAGCCCAAAAUGUCCUUUAUGUUCAGGAUAGUUUGGAAGGAGAAGCAGAGGUUUUGCUUGACCCCAACACGCUCAGUGAGGAUGGAACAGUGUCGUUGAGCACGCCGUCUGUGAGUGAGGAUGCUAAGUACUUGGCUUAUGCGCUUAGUUCCAGUGGCAGUGAUUGGGUGACCAUUAAAGUUAUGCGAGUUGAGGAUAAGUCAGCUGAGCCUGAUACUUUAUCAUGGGUGAAGUUUUCGGGUAUAAGUUGGACCCAUGAUAGCAAAGGGUUUUUCUAUAGUCGUUAUCCAGCACCCAAAGAGGGAGGAAAUAUAGAUGCUGGGACAGAGACUGAUUCUAACCUUAAUCAUGAGCUAUACUAUCAUUUUCUCGGUACGGAUCAAUCUGAAGAUAUUUUAUGCUGGAGAGAUCCUGAAAAUCCUAAGCACUUGAUUGAUGGCAGUGUUACAGAUGAUGGAAAGUAUCUUCUCCUGUCUAUUGGGGAGAGUUGUGACCCUGUCAAUAAACUAUACUACUGUGACAUGUCCUCACUUCCUGAAGGUCUUGAAGGUUUCAGGAAAAAAAAUGGCCCUCUCCCGUUUGUUAAGUUAAUAGAUCAAUUUGAUGCACAGUAUCAAGCCAUUGCAAAUGAUGACACAGUUUUUACUUUCCUUACCAAUAAAGACGCCCCCAAAUAUAAACUAGUCCGGGUAGAUCUGAAGGAACCAAGUAACUGGAUUGAUGUGAUCCCAGAGGCUGAAAAAGAUGUGCUUGAAUCAGCAUAUGCUGUCAAUGUUAAUCAAAUGAUUAUUAGUUACCUAAGUGAUGUGAAGUAUGUGCUGCAAAUAAGGGAUUUGAAAACAGGAUUGCUGCUGCAUCAGUUGCCAAUUGACAUUGGGUCUGUUUAUGGGAUUUCAGCACGGCGGAAAGACAGUGUUGCUUUUAUUGGUUUUACCAGCUUUCUUACUCCCGGUAUUGUAUAUCAGUGCAACAUUGGCACUGAGGUUCCAGAUAUGAAGAUAUUCCGUGAAAUUACUGUGCCAGGAUUUGAUCGCUCAGAGUAUGAAGUCACUCAGGUAUUUGCGCAAAGUAAGGAUGGUACCAAGAUCCCUAUGUUCAUUGUGGGCAAGAAGAAUGUUAAUUUGGAUGGAUCACACCCCUGUUUGUUGUAUGGAUAUGGUGGAUUUAACAUUAGUCUCACACCCACAUUUAGUGUGAGUCGUAUUGUACUUACAAGGCAUCUGGGUGCUUUUAUCUGCAUUGCCAACAUUCGUGGUGGUGGAGAAUAUGGAGAGGAAUGGCAUAAGGCUGGUGCUCUUUCCAAUAAGCAAAAUUGCUUUGAUGACUUUAUUUCUGCUGCUGAGUAUCUUAUAUCUGCUGGCUACACUCAGUCCAAAAAGUUGUGUAUUGAAGGUGCAAGUAAUGGUGGGCUUCUCAUUGGGGCUUGCAUAAACCAGAGACCUGAUCUUUUUGGUUGUGCUUUGGCUCAUGUUGGUGUGAUGGACAUGCUGCGAUUUCACAAGUUCACCAUUGGCCAUGCAUGGACAUCUGAUUAUGGCUGUUCGGACAAGGAGGAAGAGUUUCACUGGCUAAUCAAGUACUCACCACUACAUAAUGUACGAAGACCAUGGGAACAGCAUCCUGGUCAGCCAUUGCAGUACCCGCCUACUAUGCUAUUGACUGCUGAUCACGAUGACCGAGUUGUGCCAUUACACUCGUUGAAAUUAUUGGCAACAAUGCAAUAUGUUCUGUGCACGAGCUUAGAGAAGAGCCCCCAGACCAACCCAAUUAUCGGCCGCAUUGAAUGUAAGGCUGGACAUGGAGCCGGACGCCCAACGCAGAAAAUGAUUGAUGAAGCUGCUGAGCGAUUUGGUUUCAUGGCAAAGAUGUUGGGUGCAUCUUGGGUUGAGUAGCUUCUAGCGAUGGAAGGAGGAUAUGAAUGAUAUAAUCAACAUGCCCGCCGGGAAGAAUUCCAUUGCAUACUUAUUUUUCUUUACAAAAUUUUAUUUUAGUUCCCUUCAGCAAGAAGAAAUUAUUGAUUACAAUUUACAAUAAAUCUUUUUUACCAUGACAUGGGCCGUGCUGGCCCGGUGGUUAAAACUUAAAACCAUUGGUUGUUUGUCCAAUUUCUAAGAUAUAGGCCUCAGCUAAAA